Molecule: messenger RNA, 1467 nt
Organism: Stylonychia lemnae
Lineage: Eukaryota; Ciliophora; Spirotrichea; Sporadotrichida; Oxytrichidae
Source: the annotation of a GenBank genome assembly
AUGCUUCAAGCCCUCAAGAAAUAAGAAAAAGAGACAUACUUAUAGGGAUCGAUUAGACUUUAAAAUAAACAGUUUGGAGAUCAAGGAAUCGAUAGCAUCAACUAUUUUGACCAAAAGCAUGCUGAAAUCUAACAAAUCGAUAAAGUAAAAGCCUCUUUUAAUCAUGAUCAUAGAUCUAGGAAUCUGAUUGGGGGUAUAAUAUGGAGAUCUUAACUUGAUAAACCAGAGACAAGUAAAUAAAUUACUAAAUAAUUUUUUCAGCCUGAGAAAUCCUCUAUAACCAAAGAAUCGCCAUUCCAACAGACUGUCUAUGAUAACUUAUGUGGAGAUAUACCGUCAUCUGUUUACAGUUCCAUGGCUCUAACGCAUCAAAAGAUAAUUCAAUAAGAUUUAUUGAAAAAGGUCUAUAGAAUUGAGUGCAUGAAAUGUAGAAAGACCUUUAAAAAUAGUGAAUGCAUUUGCCCACAUUGUUUUUAAAAGGAGUCAAUUAUUCUAGAAGUUCAGAACUUAAUUUGUUCAGGCUACAUGAGUGACGAGCAGAUAGAUGAUAACUUGAAUUAAAGUAGCAAUAAUGACAUCAUAGAUUCUAAUGGCUCUGAUGAAGAGCAUUUUGAGAAUAGUGGAAGUUCAGAAGAACUAAGAGGACUUUUGCUUGAAUAGAACAUGAACUAGGACAAUGCUGAUAAUCUCAAGUUUCAGUUCAUGAUUCAACUCGACAAUAAUAAACAAGAAGAAGUUUAAAGCAAGUUGAACCUAGGAUUCCCUAGCAAAGAUUUAAGAAACAGCAACAAUAAUAAUCCAAGUGAGAUAGACAUAAUGAUGCCAGAGAAAGUAGAUGAUAAAGAGGUUGAGUAGUAGUUAAAGAAUCUGCUAAGAAAUGCAAAAGUAUGCAACUCUAGUGGCAACCUAAAUCCGUCUGAUUUUCCAUCUGCUUCUCCCCCGAUUAUUAUCAAGAGAAACCGAAGUGAUAGUCCUAGGAUAGCUAUCUUUAAGGAUAUAGACACCUCUAGUAUAGAUGAGAAUUCUCAAAUAACAACUAAGCAGUCCACUACUAAUCUCAAUAGAACUUCUAAGUAGCUAACUCCUACCACUCAAGCUAAUCUAAGAAAUUUUUCGUUUCCAACCUCUCAGGUAGAUCAAUCCUCUUGUGUUAAUUUUAACAAAGACAUAAUGAGAAGCCUGAUAUCCAGAAAAAUGGAGAAUUAGAAAACGUUUUAUGAAUUGAAAGUGCUUAAUAACUUUUAAAGUAUUUAUUCUCUGAGUUUAAUGGGCAAUAAUACAACUCAAAAUAAUGGUCAAUUAAUUCAUACUAGAGUAGCACAAGCACAAUAGCAGUAGCCUUACGAAAAGAAAAACUCAAACAUUUUCACUGAUUUCAUUCUAGAUAUGGGUAAAAACUACAACAACAAAGAAAUACCUUAUGUAAAUGUGAAAUCAUCUAAUAUAAAAUAGCAUGGUUUGGAAUGA